This is a messenger RNA of Mytilinidion resinicola, 1651 nucleotides long. RefSeq lists its product as uncharacterized. The record is from RefSeq and is a predicted model, not a curated record. Bases 1 to 1494 code for a protein of 497 amino acids. The transcript is spliced from 5 exons. NCBI's taxonomy places the organism in Eukaryota, Fungi, Ascomycota, Dothideomycetes, Mytilinidiales, Mytilinidiaceae.
AUGAAGGCCUCCAUUCGGCACAAUCUGUUUGCUAUUUCACUCUUCGGCCUUUGCUCUGUCAAGUCACUAGUAUCCGCCGACGCCAGUCAGUUCAACGUCACUGGGUACGAUGUUGGUCCUGAUUGGGAGAACGAUGAGUUUCCUCCCUUCCCUCCACUCACAGAUGACAAGGGCAAAAAGAUUGAUGCCGCGAAUCUACGAGGGACUAGAUUGUUUGGAUAUAAAGGCUGUGGCAAAGCGGAAAAGAAUAUCAUAAACGAGGCCUACAACGACUUCUACUACCUAUCCCAUCUACCAGCCUUAACUGAUGGGAUUGCUUGGAACGAUCAACCAGCGAAAGAAUUCUGGGGUGCCGUUGGUGGGAGAACACCUGUUCCUCCAGAAACAAAGAAACAGAUCGAACAGGUCUACAAAGCCGCGGCAGAGAUUUGGCGAUCUUGGUGGGGCGGACGGCCACCUUGGUCUCCAUUCCAUCCUCCUGGACGCUCCCUCUGGAUUGAAGUUCGCUGCAGUGGAGGCGACGGGAAGGGAGACCCUGGCGACACGUGUGGGGAUAAGAAAAAGAAAAAACCAUGCCCUCCACCACCUGGUGGUGGGAAGCCUGUGGAGGGAACGCUCAGCGACAUGGAAGCAUACUCCGAUAACUCCGGUCCCGGUCAACCUUACAGCCGUAUCACAUUCUGCAACCUCUUCUUUAACGGCCUCAGAUCCUUAACGGAAGCUACGAAGUGGACUUCGGGCUGGUUCUCUCAGCGAAACGCUGACAAUUUCGCGUUCUACGCUAUGGCAAUGUGGGCAGUCAAAGAGCUAGGUCGUUACCCAAAUAUCCCGAAUGUAGGCACAAAAAAACCGACGUCAAGACCACGAGAUAGAAACGGUAACCCGAUGCUGUUUGGCAACGAAACUCCAGACGACGGAGACGGGGAAGCCCAAGCAAUCGAGAACGUGUUGAACGGCACCGCUGAGGAUAGCUUUCCCCUGCCAGGCUGCCCAGACAGAGACAUUGGUCACAUUACCGAGGUCCAACCCGACCCUCAACCCGUUCCUGAACUCGAUUGCGGCAAUGAUGCUAGCAGCAUUCCAAGUACCAUCUUCAGCUCCAACACAAACAGGAUAUACCAACAGUUCUGCAACGCAGCAUUUGCGAACCACAACACAUUGUAUCAGUGGCCCUUUGAUGUUUUUGGGAACUUGCUCACGUCGCAAGCCGCUAAACCCCGGAUGGCGCGCGGGCUGAGCUUCUUCCCCAAGAGGGACGGAGGACCAGCACAAUAUACAAACUGGCAAUUCAAAUUUGACUGGCAACCGAAAGAGAAUUACAACCCCCAAAACGACGCUUGUUAUAUAGACUGCUGGCAGGCUUUUGAGGCAAUGGCUUUGUCUUCGUGUGGGCAAAAGGGCAACGAUCGUAAUAUGAUGUCUCAAUGGGGACAGGCUCACAUUGGAUGCGGGGUCUUGGGAUAUACUAUUAAGGGUAUUGCGCUUGCUUCUUAGGACGUCUGACACAACGGAGCUUUCACACUCCUCAGUUGGUCAGAAGGAUGGCGCUGCGGUCAGAACGAAACACUCAUUUAGAUACGUUAGUUUCAUUUGCUCGAUUUGGGUCCUCUAUGCAGGAUUCUCCGUUUUCUGGGUUUCUUAAAGUAAUGGC